Adineta steineri is the source of this 324-nucleotide messenger RNA. The record is from the annotation of a GenBank genome assembly. Lineage: Eukaryota; Metazoa; Rotifera; Eurotatoria; Adinetida; Adinetidae.
AUGAUAUCUAUUUCUUAUGAUUCGAAGGAUAAAAAUGUUCUAAGUGAAGUAAAUGAUACUUCUGAAUUAAGUUUUGAAGAAGCAAAUAAAACAACCACUAUACCAAAAUCAACAUUUAUAAAUACGUCAGUCACUUCGGAGCAAUCUACUAGCAUUGAUAUCGAGCACAAAACAUCUAACUCACAAUCAAUACUGACAAUUAAUUGUCACAAAUCAAGUUGUGUAUGGCCAAAAGGAAUUUCCGAUCAAGUAGAUUUUAUUGAAUUUGUUAUUAGUGAUGAAGAAAUGAAUGCUUAUUGGGAAACUGUAAAAGAUUUUUUUUAA